Messenger RNA from Anarrhichthys ocellatus (wolf-eel), 957 nucleotides. RefSeq names its product mix-type homeobox gene 1 (gene mxtx1). Gene Ontology annotation, cellular component: nucleus. The transcript is spliced from 3 exons. Gene Ontology annotation, biological process: regulation of transcription by RNA polymerase II. The coding region runs from base 1 to 957 and encodes 318 amino acids. The record is from RefSeq and is a predicted model, not a curated record. Gene Ontology annotation, molecular function: RNA polymerase II transcription regulatory region sequence-specific DNA binding; DNA-binding transcription factor activity, RNA polymerase II-specific. Lineage: Eukaryota; Metazoa; Chordata; Actinopteri; Perciformes; Anarhichadidae.
AUGUGGAAGGACUCCAGCAAUGAUGAUGCCAGGCCCUCCGGCGCCGGCUCUCAUCGCAGCACCAGUCGCAGGAAGAGAACUAGCUUCUCCAAGGACCACGUUGAGCUCCUGCGCGUCACCUUCGAGACCGACCCGUACCCGGGCAUCAGCCUCAGAGAGAGCCUGUCCAAGACCACGGGCCUGCCGGAGUCACGCAUCCAGGUGUGGUUUCAGAACAGAAGAGCUCGCACCCUGAAGUGCAAAGGAGCCAAGAAAGCUCUGUGGCAGUCUGACAGCCCAGCACGUGACGCCCUGUCUCCACCCCAUGUUGUCGCCGGCAUGGGCCCGCAGGUCGGCUCCGUCCAUCUGCCGCCUCAGGGCCCUCCGCCGGCCUACCCGACCCAGGUGAAGGAGGAGAUGGAGGUGGCCUGCUACUACGGACAGCGCCCCCCAGCCUACUCCACCAUUGAGGAGCACGGACACUACGGCUCCAUGUACGGGCUUCAGCAGGGUAGACCGCUGGGAUGCGGCUCCAGCACGCCGUUGAGGGGCUUCUGGUCCCAGCCAGGCAGCCAAACCUCCCCAGUCCCACCCCAGUGGUGCCACUCUCCCCUGGAAAUGAGAAGCUACGGAUCCAGCUACAGCCAGGCAGCAAUCGUGUAUCCGGGAUCAGCGGAGCAGCAGAUGUACAUGCCCUGCUCCACCUCCCACGCCUCGACUCCAGACACCCCGGAUUCUGGAUACUGGGAUGCCAGUCUGGAGAGCAGUCCACCAGUGGAAAGUCACUACUCGCAGCUGGAGCACUCGUGGAGCAGGGCCGCUCUGGAAGGCUGCAGGGAGUCCGUGCGCCCGGCACGGGUCCGGUGUGCACCCCUGCCCGAGCUGUCCCUGCUGGAGAUUCUGGGGGAGCUACAUGAAGACUGGUUGGGAGGAGAGGGACUGGACAUCCAUGCUACUGGGGAUAAAAUGCCUUUCUGA